AUGGCGUUCGCCAUUCACCCUCUCAUGUCGACAUACCCUGGUGCUUCCUUCUUCCCCAAUGGAAACCUGACAGGUCCACAUCUUGCCAUGCGUUCAGGAGGUGAUUCGACAGGAUACUGGGGCUAUGUACCUUGGGAGGUCCCCUCUAUGCCUGAAUGGGGACUGCCACCUGCCAUCGUGGCGGCUCAAGAGGGCCGAGGGACAGGUAUCUGGGGUUUGACUCUCGAAGGACCAGGUGGACACAUGUUCAAUUACGGAUGGCCAAAGUACGGUCCAAUGCCUCUCAAACCUGAGCUCGGGGGUUUCUAUGGCAAGACGAAUCCAUAUGGACGAAGCUGGCCCCACGGCUUCUACAAGAGUGUUCACUAG
Messenger RNA from Kockovaella imperatae, 369 nucleotides. RefSeq lists its product as hypothetical. The transcript has 3 exons. NCBI's taxonomy places the organism in Eukaryota, Fungi, Basidiomycota, Tremellomycetes, Tremellales, Cuniculitremaceae. The coding region runs from base 1 to 369 and encodes 122 amino acids. The record is from RefSeq and is a predicted model, not a curated record.